AUGUAAAUAUACCCUAUAUAUGGCGAUGAUUCUCCUAUAAAUGAAGUUACAUCUGGGAGUGGACAUAAAAGUGGAUCAAAUUAAAUAAAGAAACUUCAUAUAGCUAAGACUUCUCGAUAUCUGUAUUAGAAUAUUGUAAAGAAUAGAUUGCCACUUUAUAAUCCACCUUCAAUUGAAUCAAGAAUUACAUUAUCAAGAACAGACUCUCAUUUGAAGUUAAGUUUUGUUAGUCAUUCAUAACAGAUGAGGAGGAAUGCAAAAUGUGAAUUUCGUCAAAUAAGUAGAAAAUUGAUUCAUGCAAUGAAUUUUGUGAAAGAACUUAGAUAAUAUGCUGAAUAAUUAAGGACAUAACAUAUGGAAUAUAAAUAUCGGCAUCGUAACUUUUUGCCUUUGUAUCCAGAUGAUAAAAUGUAUAUCAUAUGGAUAGUAUUAAUGAAAGGGUUGCAUUGCUUUGCCUCAAUAAUUUUGCCUUUUGAAUUGGCAUUCCAAGUAUUGUAGCUAAAAAUAUUAAGGGAGUCGGAACAAUAGUGACUCAAAUACUUUCUGCAAUAUUUGCAAUAGAUAUCCUCUUUAAUUGCAUAAGUUGUCACAUAGAUGAGCAUAACAUUCUUUUGCAUACUUUCGAUGCAAUAAUUCCCUAUUAUGUAAAAAGAUGGUUUUUAAUUGAUUUAAUAUCUAUAAUCCCAUUCGAAGAUUUCGAAAGUACUUAAAUAUUGGGAUUAAUGAGAUUAUUUAGAAUAGCUAAAUAUUUUAUGUAUGAAAGACGUGAAAAUUACCAUACAGCUAAUGAUAUAAUUAAGAAGAAGGAAAUUAUAGUAAUUGAAGAUUUAUCCUAUAGAGAAGAUUAUAAUAUAGAUUUGAGAAUAAGAAGAGUAGUAACCAUAUUUAUAGAUAUGGUAAUAUUGACUCAUAUAUUUGCAUGUUUAUGGUUUUGGAGUGCUAGAAUAGAUGAAUUUAAUUAGGAUACAUGGGUAGUAAGAGAAAAUGUUUAAGAUUUUAAUAUAGGAAAAUAGUAUCUUAUUUGUUUUUAUUGGGCAAUAUAAACAGUGACUGUUAUAGGAUAUGGAGAUGUUGCUGCUCAUACAUCUUUUGAAUUCUUUCUUUAAAUAAUAUGGAUGCUAAUUGGAGUUGGAUUCUAUUCAUUUACUAUAGGUGAUAUUACUUGUAUUUUGGUGAAUGUUAAUCCACUUUAAGAAUAUGAAGAUUAAUUAAUAUUAUUAGAGGAAUUGGGAGAUUAAACAUUUAUGAUUGAUGAAAUACUCAAAGAAUUAAUACAAUUUGCUAAAUUCAAUAUAUCUCAUAAUCCAUUUUGGGCACGUAAUACAAUUGAGAUGGUAUAAGCUUUACCUUGGAGUAUGAGAUAAUAUAUUAUUGCAUCAACUCAUAGAGAAAUACUCAAAAUGGUUCCAUUUAUUGCCAAUGACAUUAAUUUCUCUACUAUGGUAUUACCUUAUUGUACUUUUGCUAAAUAUGAUGAAUAUUCUACAAUAUAUCAUAUAGGUUAAAGUUCUUCUGAUUUCUAUUAUUUAUUAAGUGGUGAUGUAAGAUUAUCUGAUGCUUCUGGUGAAUGUAUAAUAAGAGUUAUGGAAGGAACAGUUUUUGGAGAAGUAGAAUCAAUUGAAUAGACUUUAAGAAGAUGGCAUGCUCAUGCUGUUACAAAAAGUGUUGUUUUAAUGUGUCCAGGUAGAUUUUUUGAAUCUUUAAUCAAAUAAAAUUCUACUCAGUUUUUUGAAUUAUAUUAGAUGUAUAAAAGAAGGAAAAUCUUAUUAUCUGAUUAUGCAGAAUAAAAAUAAAGUAAUAUUUAUAUAUCAAUUAUUUUAGGAUAAGCUGUUAGACUUAAAAGAUCUACAGCCAUAAUUGUAGAAGGUAAAGUAGUUUAAACACAAUAAGUUAGGAGAUCAAGUGAAAAUAGAUAAUAAUUCAAAUCAAAAAUAGAUUGUAGAAAUUACAUCAGUGUAUAAUAGGAUUUAAUGUUAUCAGUUGUUGGUUAAAAGUAAGCAAGGAAGAAAUUAUUAAGAGAGAAAUUUAGAUUGGUAUAUUUUAUAUAUAUAAAUAAAGGCUGUUGAUAGAAUUAAAUAAAUGAUAGUUAGAACAAAGAAAAGAAGAGGUGCAUUAGUUGCAGAUCCAGAUUAUAAAAUCAUUAGAGAAUUGAUUGCUACAAGAAGUCAAUAGACAAUUUAAACUAAUAUGUUUGAUAGUAAUAAUUAUUUACAAAAAUUAAUGAAUAAAUUUGGUAAAGUUGUAGAAGAAGAAAAUUUAGUAUAAUCUUUUAUAAUAAAAAAAAAAUAAGAAUCUUAUGAAAAAAUUAAGAGAAUGAAAUUUAAGAAACUUGUUGGUGAAUGGAAUAAAAGUAAACAUCGUAAAUCAGUAAAAAGAGAAAUUGAUCUCUAUUAUUCAUGGUUUCAUGAAUUAAUAUAUUAAGAACUUUUAUAAACUAGAAUUGAUCAAAAAUAAAAGAUCAAAACUAAAUAAGAUAAUAUUAGAAAGAAUUCAGUUUAAUAACUUAAAGUAUUAAAUUUAAAUGUUAAUUAUAUAAUACAAUUAGCAAUGAAAUUUUCAAUUCAUAAAUUUGAAAUAAUGAAAACUGAAAGAGAAAUUGAUCUAAUUAUUGAUGAAUGCCAAUCUAUCGUAUAAUAAAUUAUGUGA
Messenger RNA from Paramecium pentaurelia, 2646 nucleotides. Lineage: Eukaryota; Ciliophora; Oligohymenophorea; Peniculida; Parameciidae. The record is from the annotation of a GenBank genome assembly.